CCUACUGGAAACAGUUCCCUGUAAACACGGGACCCCGUCCACAUACUUAAGAUGGCAGGGUGAAGCAUGGGGAUGAACCCGGGUCCAGUGGCUAGGCCACACCAGCUCUGCACUGCUCUCCUCUGGGCUCCGUGUCACCACAGAGAAGGUCGGUCUCAUCUGUUGGUGUCUGUUGUGUGCAUCAGAAGGACCCUGGGUGACGGCUGUUAGUGACAGCCGAAGGCCAAGCAUCAUGUGACCUCUGAACAGAAAAGAGAAGAGAGCUUUCUAUAGGUCUGUGAGGAAUCUCAGUAAUUCCAACACAGUGAGUGGCAGCUGAUCCCUGAAGGAUGCUAAGAAGGAGUGAGAAGGAAGGAAGUGCAGAAGCCAGUGGAACCAUGGAGCUGAAAGUGCCACAAGAAGGGAACUGUCCGACUCCGAUGUUAAUGAGACACUCGGGGCGGGCGGCAAGGAGAGGAGCCAUUGACCCAGGAGGAAGCAAAGUGACGGUCUCUUUGAUAACUCCUGUUUCUCUGAGAUAUGAAAAUGAAUGUGAAUGUCAAUCAGUGCUAAAAGAAAUGCUGGAGCGCCUUAACAAGAAAGCUGAUGAAGCCUUACUGCGGAACCUUCACCUUCAGUUGGAAGCACAGUUUCUGCAGGCAGACAUCAGUGUGGCCAAGGACAGGUACAAAAAGAAUCUUCUGGAAAUUCAGACCUACAUCAGCAUCCUGCAGCAGAUCAUCCAGACUGCUCCUCAAGUGUCCCUGGUUACUAGUGGGAUGCGGGAGGAGAAGCUGCUGACAGAGCGGGAGGUGGCUGCCCUGCGGAGCCAGUUGGAGGAGGGCAAGGAGGCGCUCACCCAUCUGCAGGCGCAGAAAGCCGAGCUGCAGGCCCAGACAACAGCCCUCGAACAAGCCAUUAAACAUGCUCACGAGUGUUACGAUGACGAGAUACAGCUUUACAACGAACAGAUCGAAAACCUACGGAAGGAGAUAGAGGAGGCCGAACGGUCUCUGGAGAGGUCGUCCUAUGACUGCAGGCAGCUGGCUGUGGCCCAGCAGACCCUGAGGAAUGAGCUAGACCGGUAUCAUCGGAUCAUUGAGAUCGAAGGCAACAGGUUGAGCUCUGUUUUCAUGGAGACACCCAUCUCUCUGAUCGGCCCGAGCCAUGGGGCCUCUCUCAGCCUUGGAUCCAGUGUGAAAGAUCUCACCAGGGCUGUGCAGGACAUCACAGCAGCUAAACCAAGACAAAAGGUCCUCCCCAAGAGCCUUCCGAAAAGGAAGGAGAUUAUAGCUCAAGACAAGGUGGACGAAACUCUGGAAGACGCGCAAUUAAAAACUCUGCAAGAGCCAAACCCAGCGCAGGUGGAGCUUCAAGCAGACAGUGAUUCUCAGCUGGGACCAAGGGGUGGACAGGAAGUAAGUCCAACACAAGAAGGGGGUCCUGAGGACGUACCAGAUGGGGGCCAGAUAAGCAAAGCCUUUGGGAAGCUGUGUAAAGUGAUCAAAGAGAGAGUGAGUGGCCCCAAAGAGCCUGUGCCAGAGCCUCCCGCUGACCUCUUCACCAAAGGACGACAUAUACUGGUCACAGGGGAUGCCAGUUUUGUGGACCCUGAGUUCUACUCCUCCUCCAUCCCAGCUAGAGGUGGGGUGGUGGUUUCCAUUGAGGAAGACUCCAUGCAUCAUGAUGGCUACGUGGAGCCCUCUCCUGGGCAGCCCAUGCCACCUGUGGAGAAUGGACAGGGGGCUCCCCAGGGCAGGGAAGGUGACCAUUCAAACCACCAGCAGGUUACAGAUAAGAAUGGGAUAGGGGCCAAGGAACCAAAAGACCUGGAAGAAAAAGAUGAUGAUGGCCAGAAGGAAGAUGAGGGGCCCAGGCGACCCUGUCCCGUGAUCAUACCUGGUCCUGAUGGACCAUCUACAUCCCAUUCACAAACAUCUGGGUCCAAUCAGGAUGGACCAGAGGGGCCCAGUAGUAAGAGCAGUAGCCUGCCAGCAAAAAUCCCUUCUAAGGCUUUAGCUUUUAAGAAGGUAGAGGUGGUGGAAUCUAUUGAGAAGAUUUCAACAGAGAGUAUUCAGACGUACGAAGAAACCUCUGUAAUUGUGGAGACUGUGAUUGGGAAGACAAAGGCCGACAAGAAACUGGGAGAGAAGGGCUCUUAAAAAGCCAGGGCUCGAAGGAAGGAAGUAUCUGGGACCAGUGUAGGAGAAGUGCCUUGAGAUGGGUUCCCGUUUGGAUUAGAUCAUAGUUGACCUGUCUGGCAUUGCCAAUGACCUCCAUUAAAAUGCUUUUAUUUU
Molecule: messenger RNA, 2276 nt
Organism: Peromyscus maniculatus bairdii (prairie deer mouse)
Lineage: Eukaryota; Metazoa; Chordata; Mammalia; Rodentia; Cricetidae
Gene: Bfsp1
Product: beaded filament structural protein 1
Biological process (GO): lens fiber cell development
Cellular component (GO): intermediate filament; cytoplasm
Molecular function (GO): structural constituent of eye lens
Source: RefSeq, a predicted model, not a curated record